AUGGCAAGUUUACCGCGCUUUCAAGGCAUCCCGGAUAUCUUGUAUGGAACGGCGUUCAAAUUUGAACAAAGUGCGUCCCUCGUCUCGGAGGCCCUAAAAGCCGGGUUUAGAGCGAUAGACACGGCGGGCAGCAGGACAGCAUACCAGGAAGAUCUUGUGGGAAACGCAAUUGACUCGGCAAUUACAUCUGGACAUGUCAAGCGCCAUGAGCUCUACAUCCAGACUAAGUUUUCGCCCUUCAAGGCUGGAAAAGACCCAGCUCUCUAUCCGUAUGACACGGCCAAGAGCAUCUCUGAACAGGUGGAGGAAUCAGUAGCUUCAUCACUCGCUAACCUGCGUACCACAUAUAUCGACUGCCUAGUCCUUCAUUCGCUCUACCAGGACAUUCAAAACACACUUAUCGCAUGGAAGGCAAUGGAGGCUUUAGUGCCUUCCAAAGUAGCCUCAUUGGGUGUAUCUAAUUGCGAUCUCGAGUCGCUCCGCCAACUCUGGGAGGCUGCUGAUAUCAAACCUGUUGUCGUCCAAAAUCGCUUUACCGAGGACAUAGCAGGUCGUCCAAAUCCUGCUAUGCCACCAAACCUGCCAUAUCCGCUAGUUAGCUUUGAUCGGGACGUUCGAGAAUACUGUGGAACUCAUGGGAUUGUUUAUGCACCAUGGGGUCUGCUCUGGGGUAACCCCAGCGUCCUGGACGAUCCGAAGCAAAUUCUCGAGACAGCAGGACAAGAAAUUGGGGUGUCUAAGCAGAUAUUACUCUACGCUAUCAUGCGAAGUAUAGGUGGUUGCGAAAUGAGUAUACUUUGUGGCACGACUAAGGUGGCGAAAAUGCAUGAAACACUUGAAGGAUUGACCAAGAUAAAGAGCUAUAUAGCAGAGAGUGAUAUCCAGAGAAAGCGCUGGGAAGACUAUGCUAGAUCUAUCAGAGAUAUCAUAUGUUGA
This is a messenger RNA of Talaromyces atroroseus, 936 nucleotides long. RefSeq lists its product as hypothetical. The record is from RefSeq and is a predicted model, not a curated record. Gene Ontology annotation, cellular component: cytosol. Bases 1 to 936 code for a protein of 311 amino acids. The transcript is spliced from 2 exons. Gene Ontology annotation, molecular function: aldose reductase (NADPH) activity. Lineage: Eukaryota; Fungi; Ascomycota; Eurotiomycetes; Eurotiales; Trichocomaceae.